CCCUGCCUGCGCAUUCCCGGCCGACACCACUUCAGCCUCCCCAGGCGCCUGCCAGGCUCCAAAGCCGCCCUGGCCUCUUCCCAACUCCCGGGCCGCUCAGCACUCCGGGCGCCCGCAGAAGGCUCCCUGGACUGCCGGGCCCCAGUGGCACCCCACCCCACGACCCCCCUCACCUGACCCAGUCUCCUGCAUCCCACCCGCACCCACCUCCUGGCUUCUGCUCUCUUGAUCUGUUUUCUCCCCAGCAGCCCACUCCCAGGGAAGCCAGCAGCAUCCCAGAGGUUCCCUUUGCAGCACUGCCCAGGCUCUGGCUGGAGGAGGGACCUCAUCCCCUGCUGUCCCCAGUGCUGAAAGGCCCAAGUCCCAGCUCCCUGGCCCAUGGGGUGCCAUGUGUCCAUCAUGGGUGGUGCCAGUGUCCAUCCAGCACAGGGCCUUUGCUUCCCUGGCGAGGCACAUUGUCCUUUGGCCACCCAACCCCACCUCUGACCUUGCCACCCAGGUACCUGCUGGAGCAGCGCGACGUGGAGGUGAACGUGCGGGACAAGUGGGACAGCACCCCACUGUAUUAUGCCUGCCUGUGUGGGCACGAGGAGCUGGUGCUCUACCUCCUGGCCAAUGGAGCGCGCUGUGAGGCCAACACCUUUGAUGGUGAGCGUUGCCUCUAUGGGGCGCUGAGUGAUGCCAUCCGCCGGGCUCUGCGGGACUACAGGCAGGUUACGGCCUCCUGCAGGAGGCACGACUACUACGACGACUUCUUGCAGCGGCUCCUGGAGCAGGGCAUCCACAGCGACGUGGUCUUUGUGGUGCAUGGAAAGCGAUUCCGGGUGCACCGCUGCAUCCUAGGCGCCCGCAGCACCUAUUUUGCCAACAUGUUUGACACCAAGUGGAAAGGAAAGAGCAUGGUGGUCCUCAGGCACCCCCUGAUCAACCCCGUGGCCUUCGGGGCCUUGUUACAGUACCUGUACACAGGCCACCUGGACAUUGGUGUGGAGCACGUCAGUGACUGUGAGCGCCUGGCCAAGCAGUGCCAGCUGUGGGACCUGCUCAGCGACUUAGAAGCCAAAUGUGAGAAGGUUUCUGAGUUCGUGGCAUCCAAGCCGGGCACAUGUGUGAAGGUGCUGACCAUCGAGCCCCCGGCCACCGACCCACGGCUGCGGGAGGACAUGGUGCUGCUAGCUGACUGUGCCCUUCCCCCUGAGCUGCGCGGUGACCUUGGGGAGCUGCCCUUCCCUUUCCCUGAUGGCUUCAACAGCUGCCCGGAUGUCUGCUUCCGCGUGGCUGGUUGCAGCUUCCUCUGCCACAAGGCCUUCUUCUGUGGCCGCAGCGACUACUUCCGGGCCCUGCUGGAUGACCACUUCCGGGAGAGUGAGGAGCCCGAGGCCUCGGGGGGUCCCCCAGCUGUCAGCCUGCAUGGCAUCUCGCCCGAGGUCUUCACGCACGUGCUCUACUACGUGUACAGUGACCACACUGAGCUGUCCCCAGAGGCAGCCUACGAUGUGCUGAGCGUGGCCGACAUGUACCUGCUGCCCGGCCUGAAGCGGCUGUGCGGCCGCAGCCUGGCGCAGCUGCUGGACGAGGACAGCGUGGUGGGUGUGUGGCGCGUGGCCAAGCUCUUCCGCCUGGCUCGGCUGGAGGACCAGUGCACGGAGUACAUGGCCAAGAUCAUAGAGAAGCUGGUGGAGCGUGAGGACUUUGCCGAGGCAGUGAGGGAGGAGGCAGCGGCUGUGGCGGCCCGGCAGGAGACGGACUCCAUUCCGCUGGUCGAUGACAUCCGCUUCCAUGUGGCCAGCACAGUACAGACCUACAGCGCCAUCGAGGAGGCGCAGCAGCGGCUGCAGGCCCUGGAGGACCUGCUCAUGUCCAUUGGCCUGGACUGCUGAGUCCCCGGGGCAUGUGUUCGUGUGCUUGUGUGUGCGUGCGCAUGUCUGCAGCUCUUCCUGCCCCUUGCACGUGGGUCCUAAGGUGGAGGGGUCUCCUUGCCCCAUGUGCCCUUGGGGACCCCAGGGAUCUCCUUGGGACGAGCCUUCUCCUGCAGCACCCAAGACGGCCACGCCCUAGCUGAGCACCACUCAGGGAACUGGGCGGGGAGCCCCCCACACCGCCUCCCACCUGUGGGCCCUGGCCGGCUCAGUGCCGGCUCACAGGUAUGGCCAGCAGGAGGGGCAGCACCUUCAUGUGGCAAUAAAGCUUGUGUUCACUGUGGCCUGAGUCUGU
Fukomys damarensis (Damara mole-rat) is the source of this 2214-nucleotide messenger RNA. It is a transcript of the gene Abtb1, whose product is annotated as ankyrin repeat and BTB domain containing 1. Gene Ontology annotation, cellular component: cytoplasm; ubiquitin ligase complex. The coding region runs from base 870 to 1880 and encodes 336 amino acids. Lineage: Eukaryota; Metazoa; Chordata; Mammalia; Rodentia; Bathyergidae. The transcript is spliced from 11 exons. Gene Ontology annotation, molecular function: protein binding. The record is from RefSeq and is a predicted model, not a curated record.